GAAACCUCGCCAUUGGGUACCAGGCUUGUUUUUGGAAUCUGGCGGGGUGUUGGGGAGACAGCGGCACCUUUCUCGGGAAGCUGGAGGCGUGGGCUUAAAAUGUUCUCCCAGGGUCAGGGCAGCCUAUAGGCGUGGAGAUCGGGCUUGUUUUGACUGUGGGGUUAUGGGACGAUUCUGACACGUCCCUGGGAGAGAGGUGGAUUUAGAGUGUUCACAGGGAUGGAGCAGCACCAGAAUGGACGCAGGAAGGAAGCCCUGGUGCUGUGUCCGGAUUCUGCAGGGGAAGUUUGCCGGGACCCUGGCCCCAGCUAGCCAGUGGAAUGUCAGCCACACUGGAUCUGAAAUCGAAAGAGGAGAAAGAUGCCGAGUUGGACAAGAGGAUCGAAGCUCUUCGGCGAAAGAACGAAGCCCUCAUACGGCGCUACCAGGUGCCCUAGCCCCGCCCUGGGAGACCCCAUCCCCUCUCCUCCCCGCAGAGAUCGAGGAGGACCGUAAAAAAGCUGAACUCGAGGGAGUAGCGGUGACAGCGCCCCGGAAGGGCCGCUCGGUGGAGAAGGAGAAUGUGGCCUUUGAGGUGGAGAAGAACUUGGGUCCCUCUCGGAGGUCUCCUGGGACCCCGCGGCCCCCGGGGGCCAGCAAGGGAGGCCGGCCCCUCCCCCAGCAGGGAGGCCGGGCAGGCGUGGGCCGGGUGGCCCGUCACUGGGAGGACAGUUCUGGGGAGCAGCCUCGAGGAGGAGCUGGGGGCCGCGGCCGGAGGGGCCGGGGCCGGGGGUCCCCUCAUCUGUCUGGGGCCGGAGAUGCCUCAACUGCCGACCGCAAAUCCAAGGAGUGGGAGGAGCGGCGCCGGCAGAACAUCGAGAAGAUGAACGAGGAGAUGGAGAAGAUUGCGGAGUAUGAGCGCAACCAGCGGGAAGGCGUGCUGGAGCCCAACCCGGUGCGGAACUUCCUGGACGACCCCCGGCGACGCGGCGGGCCCCUGGAGGAGCCUGAGCGGGACCGCCGGGAGGGCAGCCGCCGGCACGGGCGCAACUGGGGGGGACCCGACUUCGAGCGGGUGCGCUGCGGCCUGGAGCAGGAGCGGCAGGGCCGCCGGGCCGGCCUGGCUGGCGCUGGCGACAUGACGCUGUCCAUGACGGGCCGGGAGCGGUCGGAGUACCUGCGCUGGAAGCAGGAGAGGGAGAAGAUCGACCAGGAGCGGCUGCAGAGACACCGCAAGCCCACCGGCCAGUGGCGGCGGGAGUGGGAUGCCGAGAAGACGGAUGGGAUGUUCAAGGAUGGCCCAGCCGCUGCCCUCGAACCAUCCCAUCGCUAUGAUGAUCAGGCCUGGGCUCGGCCCCCCAAGCCCCCCACUUUCAGGGAGUUCCUGUCCCAGCACAAAGCGGAGGUCAGCCGCAGGAGGAAGAAGGGUAGCCGAUCCCAGACCAAGGCAGCCCCUCGUGCCUACAGUGACCAUGACGACCGCUGGGAGACGAAGGAGGCAGCAUCCCCAGCCCCUGAGGCCCCACAGCCCCCUCCACCCGAGGAGACGCCCGUGCAGCCGCUGGAGACCCCAGCUCCUCCUGCCCACCGGCCUCCUGAGGAUGACGGGGAGGAGGACGAGGGGGAGGAUGAGGAGUGGGAAGAUGUGAGUGAGGAGGAGGAGGAGAUCGAGGAGGAGGAGGAGGAGGAGGGGGAGGAGGAGGAAGAGGCCAUCGAGGAGGAAGAAGAACCAGCCCAAGACCACCAACCCCAAGAGGCUGCGCCCACCGGAAGCCCCACCGGUGAGCAGGCUGACAAAGAGCCUUCCAGGCCAGAGGAGCCCCUGCCACUUCCCCCGGCCCCUGCCACGCCUUCUAGCCCCUUCUCGCCCCUUGGGGGCCACCAGCCCGUGUCUGACUGGGGUGAAGAGGCGGAGCUGAAUACUUCCCCCAACGCUGAUGCCCUCUCCCUCUCUCCGGGAGGUGACCAGCCAGCCCCUGCCUCCCUCGAGAGUGGGCCCUGCCUCCCAGGACCCCAGAAAGCUGAAGAGGAAGGGUCUGAGGCAGCUUCAGAGGCGGGCACUGAGGGUCAGGAGACCGCGGAGAUCACCGACUUCCAGAGGGCCUCCCCGAAUUCCUGAAGACGCUGCUGGGAGGGGACUGAAGCUUCCCCGCCUUGAUGGGGAGGGGGCGGCAGGAGGGGGUUAGUCUGGAUUUCCAGGCUGCGCUCUCUCCUCCCCGGAGACUGCUCUGGAUCCCAUGACUUUAGGGAGAGGGAGAAACUGAGGGUGGUGGGGAGGCGUUGGGGAAGGGGCGUGACUGGCUUAUGGGGCAGAGCUGGAGCUUCGGGGCGUUGAAUUUAGAUCUCUGGACGCGAAGUAAGGAUGAGGUGCCGUGAGGGGCGUGGCUAGGGUGCCUGGGCGGGGCCACAACUUUCGUGGGUGAGGUUGGGACAUAGGCGGGCCUUAGAUGUGGUAUGGGGCCGCGACAGCAGGUUUAGACGCGAGUUCUUAACGCGGCUGUGGGGGGCGGUCCUCGGUGGAGGGCGUGGUAAGUGCGGUGCUAGAACCAAUGGGCUGAGGCGGCGGAAAGUUGCGGAGCCUGGACUAGAGAGUGUGAAUCCAAGGAGAGGAGAGGAGAGGGUGGCUUCGAGUGCUAGAAUCGAGUGUGAUUCAGAGAAAGGCAAGUUAGAAGCGGGGAGGACCUGCGGCUAAGGCGGGGCGGGGUUUGUGAGGCUUGAACCUCGUAAGGGCUUGGGGCUCGGAGGCUGGGCUUCGAUGCCUGGGAGAAGUCUGUGUCCCGAAAGGGGACGGGGUUGGG
Messenger RNA from Prionailurus viverrinus (fishing cat), 2777 nucleotides. RefSeq names its product coiled-coil domain containing 9 (gene CCDC9). The record is from RefSeq and is a predicted model, not a curated record. Bases 236 to 2098 code for a protein of 620 amino acids. The transcript is spliced from 15 exons. Lineage: Eukaryota; Metazoa; Chordata; Mammalia; Carnivora; Felidae.